Molecule: messenger RNA, 2033 nt
Organism: Lolium rigidum
Lineage: Eukaryota; Viridiplantae; Streptophyta; Magnoliopsida; Poales; Poaceae
Exons: 2
Coding region: 207-1334 (375 amino acids)
Source: RefSeq, a predicted model, not a curated record
CUGAGCUCUCUUGAUCUGCAUCUUGUUUGCAUUUUGAUUGCACCAUUGUUCUUGUUUGCUUGCUGAUUGAAGCCAAACGAUAGAAGAUACUGCUGCAGAAUUGUGUGUCAGUUUGGGAUUCUUUGGCUGCCUCAAGUCUGUUGCUUGUGUGCCUGUACGGUGCAUCCUAGAGUCAUUCCUUUGCCAGAUUCUUAGAUUGAGAAACAAUGGGGGAUCACAACAAACAAAAGCCAGCGGAAUCUAGUGCUGACAAGCUAUACGAGAUGUUCAGCAAGAUGUUUGAACAGCAACAGCUGAAUACAAUCCCUGCAAUUUUCAGGUAUGCACUUGAACCUAAUCCGGUGAAAUUGUCCGGACCAGGCAACUACAUUAGUUGGGCUCGUCAUGCCCAAUUGAUUUUGAGCUCUCAUGGAUAUAUUGAUCUGCUACUUCCUAAUGAAGAAGUAGAUAUACAGAGUGAUGUCAGUGCUAAACAAGUCAAUGACAAAGUACUAGUGUGGAUGUUGGGAAGCAUGGAACCAACAGUCCGAGAACAAGUUGAAACUAUGGCCAGUGUCUCAGAAGUUUGGACUGCUCUAGAGAGGCAGUUUGCAGGGAAGUCAAACAAGAUGCAGGCUACUCGUGUCAUGCACGAGUUAACUCACCUAAAGCAAGACUCAAAAUCUAUAACCGAGUAUGCCGGUGAGAUGAAAAAAUUAUACAGAGAUUUGCAUUACUAUCAUCCAUUUGAACCUGUUGACAAGAGGGACUUGGCUAUUCAUCACAAAUGGUUUGAGUCUUUUGUGAGCAAGAUUUUUUUAGAUGGUCUGGACCAGAAAUUUAACCUUCGCCGUCAAUUAAUUUUCUCGAAACCAGAAUGGCCCAGCCUAGAAGACGUUGUGUCUAAUGUCAUGGAGGAGGAAACACGACUUGCUGAUGGUAAUGAGGAUACUCAGAACGUUUUAGAUGCUCGUGCAGCCAUGCUACAAUCAAUGCGUACCCCUAGAAAAAGGGUGAGUGCAGAUAAUAACAGAUGGUUCUGUGACUACUGCAAGAAAACAGGGCAUAUCAAAGACAAUUGCUACAAGCUGCAUGGUUUUCCACCUGGAUGGCAAAAAGGGAGAUCUCAGCAAGGGGGAGCUGUAGGUGGUAAGUGGAAACAUGCUAAUCAUGCUGCAAGUACAGGAGAGGUACCAGUGGUAGAUCUUCAAGCACUCGAGGAGUUUAAAUCCAAGCUCAAAAUCUCAGAAGGCUCAUCUUCCUCCCAAGGUUCCUCUAAAGCUGAUUCCAGUUUCUUUGUCACUUCCCAAGGAGUUGGGGACAGGGAGACUACUUGGGACUGGGACCAUGCGUGAUGGUCUCUACUAUCUUGAUCAAGGUAGUGAUGAAGUUGCCCUUGCAACCUGCAUGUCUCCUAGUCAAGAAUUAUUUCUCUACCACUGCAGGCUUGGACACCUCUCUUUUACCGCCUUAUCUCGUAUUUAUCCUUCUUUAUUUAGCUCGUGCCACAUGGAAUCUCUAGUAUGUGAUGCUUGUGAGUUGGCUAAACAUACAAGGGGUACCUAUCCUAGUAGGGCAUUAAGAAGCAACAAACCAUUUGAUGUUAUCCACUCUGAUGUUUGGGGACCCUGCGAGGUUCACUCUGUUUCUGGACAUAGGUGGUUUGUAACCUUUAUCGACUGUUUUAGCCGUUAUACUUGGCUUUAUCUACUGAAAAAUAAAAGUGACGUGUUUUCAGUUUUCAAAGAUUUAUUUUCUCUUAUUAGAAACCAGUUUGGAACAACUAUAAAGAUUUUACGUUCUGACAACGGUACUGAAUAUAUUAACCAUGAGUUCAGGGAUUUCCUUGCAUUAAAUGGCAUUGAACACCAGACAACAUGUGUUAACACCCCUGAACAGAAUGGUGUUGCAGAACGUAAAAAUCGUCAUUUACUUGAAGUUGCUCGUUCACUUAUGUUUACCAUGAAUGUUCCUAAGUUUCUUUGGGGAGAGGCAAUCAAAACUGCAACAUACUUGAUAAAUCGCAUGCCUCUCCGUGUUCUUGAUUAUAAGAC